Messenger RNA from Gigantopelta aegis, 734 nucleotides. Its product is annotated as AP-5 complex subunit sigma-1-like. Gene Ontology annotation, biological process: endosomal transport; double-strand break repair via homologous recombination. The transcript has a single exon. Gene Ontology annotation, cellular component: AP-type membrane coat adaptor complex; late endosome; lysosome. Bases 100 to 684 code for a protein of 194 amino acids. Lineage: Eukaryota; Metazoa; Mollusca; Gastropoda; Neomphalida; Peltospiridae. The record is from RefSeq and is a predicted model, not a curated record.
GUUAAUUUUGGAAAGACUUCCGCGUUUGGAAAGAUGAAAGCUUACGUUCACAGUGUCACUGUUUAUUAAUCGAUAUUUAGUUCACAAAAAGUUGUUAACAUGGUAUUCGCCUUCCUAAUAAAUACGUUGCUUCCUGGAAGUUCAAAAGUGCUAUUUUACCAGUUCUACGGACAAAGGGCGCUGCCAAAAGACGACUCUGACAUCACAUUUGAAGAAAUUCGGACAGGCCGAAAAAACGAAAUCCACACGAUUGCAAACGAAGUUCAUUCGGAAUAUCAGUUCCGGAGAUCCGUCUCCAACAGAACAGUGGAAGAAGAUGUCCAGAGAUUAAACAGCGACGACAUGUUGCCUGAUUUUGACACGGGACAUUUUUUAAUACACGAAGGACAUAAUUUUCCCAAAGGUAGCUUUGUGACUUGGAUGGGGGCGGGGUUUACGGGCUUUGCUUUGGUGUGUGAUAAAACUGAAAGUAGAUUGACGGCAGAAUCGGUGUUGAGACUUCUCGUUCGGUACCUACAAGAGUAUGUCCGUGUGUUGAAUCAACCGGCGGAGACCGGCAUUCGUAGUGACCGAAUUCUUCUUGUACUGAAUAAAUUCCUACCAAGCGGAAGUCUUCUGGUUAUGAAUCACCGUGUGAUACGGCAUUUGGAAAAGGAACUGGACAGUUUUAUGAAGAAUAUAUAAACUUAAUGUAUAUUGUAUCAAGAAAAUUCUAAAUAAAUUGAAACGUCAAA